AUAUGCAUAUCAGAUACAUCCUCGUACUAUAUUUACUUCCGGAAAAAACUUAUCUGCUGCUGGUUUGACUGCAGCUACGAAGAGUCAACAGACAAUCUCUAUUGCAAAAGCUAGAAUUCAUGCAGCAUUGAAUGCUCGAACUUCAAUUUUAGCG
Molecule: messenger RNA, 154 nt
Organism: Racocetra persica
Lineage: Eukaryota; Fungi; Glomeromycota; Glomeromycetes; Diversisporales; Gigasporaceae
Source: the annotation of a GenBank genome assembly